Molecule: messenger RNA, 763 nt
Organism: Carya illinoinensis
Lineage: Eukaryota; Viridiplantae; Streptophyta; Magnoliopsida; Fagales; Juglandaceae
Product: 40S ribosomal protein S12-like
Exons: 5
Coding region: 155-577 (140 amino acids)
Biological process (GO): translation
Cellular component (GO): cytosolic small ribosomal subunit; ribosome
Molecular function (GO): structural constituent of ribosome
Source: RefSeq, a predicted model, not a curated record
UUAGGCUCAAUGAGUAGGGUUUUAGGGCUUGCAUUAUAAAAUCCGUUGUUUCGUUCGUCAUUUCGCUUCGCUUCCGCCUACGCAGACACCUUUUGUGUGCUUCGGCCGCUCAUCUUCCAGGAACGAGAAAGGAAAUAAUUUUCAAGCAUCAAGAAUGUCGGGUGAAGAGGCUGCUGUCGCAGUGGAGACACCUGCCCCUCUUCUAGGGGAGACCAUGGACAUCAUGACAGCCUUGCAGCUCGUGCUGAGAAAAUCGCUUGCUCAUGGUGGGCUUGCCCGUGGCCUUCAUGAAGGUGCAAAAGUAAUUGAGAAGCACGCUGCCCAGCUUUGUGUUCUGGCAGAGGACUGUGACCAGCCCGAUUAUGUUAAACUGGUUAAAGCUCUCUGUGCUGACCACAAUGUAAAUUUGAUGACAGUUGCUAAUGCAAAGUCCCUAGGCGAGUGGGCUGGUUUGUGCAAGAUUGAUUCUGAGGGAAAAGCCAGAAAGGUAGUUGGUUGUUCCUGUGUUGUUGUGAAGGAUUUUGGCGAGGAUCAUGAAGCUCUUCAUAUUGUUAGGGAGCAUGUCAAGUCUAACUGAGUGGUAAUGGAUCUAGAUUUAAUGGGAUCUGAUCCAAUGCGAUGUUUUGCCCUUGGAGACCGACCUUUUUGUUCUUUUGGCGGAAUUGAGUGUUGUUUAGUUACUAUAACAAGAUCUAUGGUUCUCUCCUUGUUUGUUCUUUUGAAAUAGUAUUUAAUGCAUGCCUCUUUAACAGGAUUUUGCUCC